AGGUUCUUGGAAGGCAAGAAGAAGCUUUACAUUCUGGUCAGAAACAAUGGGGAGAGGCAAACCUGUGCUAUCUAAAGAGCAGACUGGAGAGAAAAUACUGUUACUGGGAGAGAGGGACAUUUUAAUUCUGGACUAUUCACAUUCCUGAAAGAUGCCCCAUUUGGGGGGACACCGCCCGGCUACGCGUACGAUGCCGACCGCGCCGAGGAGCAGAGGAGACACCAUGACAUGAUGCCCUACAUCGAUGACUCGCCAUCAUCCUCACCCCACCUCAGCUCCAAGAGUCGGGGCAGCCGAGACACUCUGUCCUCAGGCUCUCUGGAAUCUACAAAAUCAAGCGAGCCAGACCUGGAGAAAGGCCUGGAGAUGAGGAAAUGGGUCCUGUCAGGAAUCCUAGCCAGUGAGGAAACCUACCUGAGCCACCUGGAGGCCCUGCUGCUGCCCAUGAAGCCUUUGAAAGCUGCUGCCACCACCUCUCAGCCUGUGCUGACCAGUCAGCAGAUUGAGACAAUAUUCUUCAAAGUGCCUGAGCUCUAUGAGAUCCACAAAGAAUUCUACGAUGGGCUCUUUCCCCGAGUGCAGCAGUGGAGUCACCAGCAACGUGUGGGAGACCUCUUCCAAAAGCUGGCCAGCCAGCUGGGAGUGUACCGGGCCUUUGUGGAUAACUAUGAAGUUGCUAUGGAGACAGCAGAGAAAUGCUGCCAAGCCAAUGCUCAGUUUGCUGAAAUCUCUGAGAAUCUAAAGGCCAGAAGCACAAAGGAAUCCAAAGAUCAGACGACGAAAAAUUCCUUGGAAACCCUACUGUACAAGCCCGUGGAUCGAGUGACUCGCAGCACACUUGUCUUGCAUGACUUGCUCAAGCACACUCCAGCGAGCCACCCCGAUCACCCACUCCUGCAGGAUGCUCUGCGCAUCUCCCAGAACUUCCUCUCCAGCAUCAACGAGGAGAUCACUCCUCGUCGGCAGUCCAUGACUGUAAAGAAGGGGGAGCACCGGCAGCUGCUGAAGGACAGUUUCAUGGUGGAGCUGGUGGAGGGGGCCCGCAAGCUGCGGCACGUCUUUCUUUUUACUGAUCUCUUCCUGUGUGCCAAGCUCAAGAAGCAGAUUGGAGGGAAAAGCCAGCAAUAUGACUGCAAAUGGUACAUCCCACUCACUGACCUCAGCUUCCAAAUGGUGGAUGAGUCUGAGGCAGUGCCCAAUAUCCCACUGGUACCUGAUGAGGAGCUGGAUGCCAUGAAGAUCAAGAUAUCCCAGAUCAAGAACGACAUCCAGCGGGAGAAGAGGGCCAAUAAAGGCAGCAAGGUCAUCGAGAGGUUAAAAAAGAAGCUGUCAGAGCAGGAAUCCCUCCUACUGCUGAUGUCUCCCAACAUGGCCUUCCGGGUGCACAAUCGCAACGGGAAGAGUUACACGUUCCUCAUUUCAUCAGACUACGAGAGGGCAGAGUGGAGGGAGAAUAUCCGGGAGCAGCAGAAGAAAUGCUUUAAAAGCUUCUCCCUCACAUCAGUGGAGCUCCAGAUGCUGACAAACUCCUGUGUGAAGCUUCAGACAGUCCACAACAUUCCCCUCACUAUCAAUAAGGAAGAUGAUGAAUCCCCGGGUCUCUAUGGAUUCCUGAAUGUCAUUGUCCACUCUGCCACAGGAUUCAAGCAAAGCUCAAAUUUGUACUGCACCUUAGAGGUGGAUUCUUUUGGGUAUUUUGUGAACAAGGCCAAAACCAGAGUUUACAGAGACACCACAGAGCCCAACUGGAACGAGGAGUUCGAGAUUGAGCUGGAGGGCUCACAGACACUGCGGAUCCUGUGCUAUGAAAAGUGCUACAACAAAACCAAGCUCACCAAAGAGGAUGGAGAGAGCACAGAUCGCAUCAUGGGGAAAGGGCAGAUCCAGCUGGACCCGCAGGCACUGCAGGACAAAGACUGGCAGCGCACGGUCAUCUCAAUGAACGGGGUUGAGGUGAAGCUGUCGGUGAAGUUCACCAGCCGGGAGUUCAGCCUCAAAAGGAUGCCGUCCCGCAAACAGACCGGCGUGUUUGGGGUCAAGAUCGCCAUCGUCACCAAGAGAGAGAGGUCGAAGGUGCCUUACAUAGUGCGGCAGUGCGUGGAGGAGAUCGAGCGGCGCGGGAUGGAGGAGGUGGGAAUCUACCGAGUCUCCGGGGUUGCAACGGAUAUCCAGGCUCUGAAAGCUGCCUUUGAUGUCAACAACAAGGACGUGUCAGUGAUGAUGAGCGAGAUGGACGUCAAUGCCAUUGCGGGCACCCUCAAGCUGUACUUCCGCGAGCUGCCCGAGCCCCUGUUCACCGACGAGCUGUACCCCAACUUCGCCGAGGGCAUCGCACUUUCAGAUCCUAUUGCAAAGGAAAGCUGUAUGCUGAAUUUGUUGCUGUCGCUUCCAGAACCCAACCUUGUGACAUUCCUUUUCCUUUUGGACCAUUUAAAAAGGGUUGCUGAGAGGGAAGGUGUUAACAAGAUGUCCCUGCAUAAUCUUGCCACUGUCUUUGGACCAACACUGCUCAGACCUUCGGAGAAGGACAGUAAAAUCCCUGCUAACCCAACCCAGCCCAUCACAAUGACUGACAGCUGGUCACUGGAAGUCAUGUCCCAGGUUCAAGUUCUUCUGUACUUCCUGCAGCUGGAGACCAUCCCCACCCCGGACAGUAAGAGGCAAAGCAUUCUCUUUUCCACAGAGGUGUAGGUGCCUGCGGUACCGACGGGACACAAAAAACUGCUCUUGGCAGGACUCUGCCACCCCUGAGAAAAAGCUGACUGGUGUUUCCUCAGACGUGACUGGCCUGUUCCUGUGCUGGGGAAUUCGGGCCCUCAGUGCUUCUGCUGUUUGUGAACCAGACACAAGCUGGAGAAAAAGGAGAAAACCCUCUCCCCGUGCUGGUAGGACCAGAACUAAGCGGAGAUGGAGCUGUGUGGAAUCUCCACUAGAAGGAGCAAUAGACACUCGAACAAAUGUACCACGGAGUGUGGCCAUUAUUCUUGUUGGGAAUGGGACAGAAGGUAUUCCUCAUUUUAUGGAUUUAAUUUAUCAUAAAGAAACUUCAAGAUUUCUACUGGACCACUUGAUAGGACACCCCUUUUUGGGUGAGGGGGUGUUAAAGGAUAUAUCACAACUGUGUCUUUAAUAACUGCUGAUUUUCAAGUACUGUUCUAGGCCACAAAAAUAGCAUUGCUUUGCAAGAGGAAGGAGAAGGGAAGGGUCUGGGAUCUAAGAUUCCCUCCUCAGAAAUUCGAGUCUUGAUUCAAAUAGGGUUCUAAAGAAAACAGUUUUAUGUACAACUAGAACUGUUUGGGGGCUGGGAUUUUUUUGUGUUUGGGGUUUUUUUUUGUCUCACCCAGCCCUUCAGAUGCAAAUGCUUAUACACCCCGGGGAAGGAGAUGCCCUGCUCUUGCCUGUGUUGCACUUCUGAUGGGUUUUUUGGGUUAAGGGAGACACAUCCAAUGAAGUUACACUAUAAAUAAAUACAACAAAUUAAAGAGAGGCAGGGAGGAUAAGAGUCAGUGAUUCCAUUGGUUUUUUGCAUGUAAAAGCAGGAGCAACGUUAUCCAGGAAGGAUUACUACAUUCCUUAGACCCCACCAAACUCAAUGAAAAUUAAUUGGGAAGACACUUAAUUCCCAACACUCCAAAGAAAAUAUGUUAUCACUGCAAAAGUAAUUGAAGAAUUUGUGGACAAAAAAAAAAAAAAAAAGAAUGGCUCUCAGUUUGGCUGGCUGCUUACUCCAGACAGAACAUCUUUUUUUUUUGAUACUUGAAUUUUUGGAGGCUUUGUAAGUUGCUUCUACAAGAGUCUUUUUCUGAUAGAUACAAACACUCUGAAAAAUGUGUCAGAAUGUACUUCAUGGACAAUCUAGCAAGUAGCAUGCAUUGUGGAGUCUCCAGAAAUUCCAACCCUGUUUUAAAUAAGAGCAGUGGAGAAAUUUCUGUGGAACUCCAUCCAGCAGUACAAAAGGUCUGGCCAAACACCAAUUUUGUGUUUCCCUCCCUAAAUCAGUUGAAGCCACAGGGGAUCCAGAGGCAGAAAGGGCAGCAGUAUUUGUGCAGGGAAUUGAAACUGCAGAACCUGACUACUGGUAUCCAGAGUGUUCUGGCUAUGGAGCAGCUGUGCCAAACAUCCCCAGGGGUGGGAGCGAUGCUGCUUUCCGAAACUACUCCAGCCCCCACUUCCUACUCAGCUCUGCAGCAUCUAGGUAGUGGCAUCUGUCCAUCACUGUCCUGGCAAGAAGAAAAGUACAGCUGGAAGACAAGGGAAGGACUCGGCACAAGAAGGAGAGGGAGGGACAGAUUCGGAAAGAUUGGUAGGGUCAGGUUGUGAACAUCAAUCGUGGGGAAACGCGACCCAGAAAGCAACCCCUUUGUGUGGAAUUGCACAUUUCCUGAUGGGUGAUCUGCAAUCUCUCAGUUAAAAAAAUAAAUAGCAAAGGAGUGUUUCAAACAAAUAGAAAGAAAAAAAAUUAAAAGGGAACUGAUUUUGUAGUCACUGUAAUUCUGACUGCUGCAUAAUAUUAGAAAUUAUUGUACUGUGAAGUUGCAAAAUCAAAAAGGAACAAAUAUAAAUUUCGAUUUUGUGAGUAUAUCAAUAUUUUGCAUGCUUUGUAAGGAUUCUUAUAGGAAUUUAAUAUUGCUUAGUAUCCCUCCCUCCUUAGGUCUGGGAGCAAACCUCUUUGUAAUGUAAUGUACAACUAGAAAUUCCUUCUCUCUUGUGUGUUAUUUCCACGACAUUCCAACUUCUGAACCUGCAAAACAGAAAAUGUGUCUGUAGUAGGAGGUGCUUUUUGGGGGAGGGAGGGAAUGAAGGCAAGGAAACUUGAAGGCUUAAGAUUUUGAUUUUUUUUUAAUUUUGAUUUUCAGUUUUUGCCUGUUUGAAGGUAAAAAUUAGUCACUAUCCUGCCGAACAUUGACUUGAGCCAAGUCGUGCAGAGCAGUAAAGCACACCCGAGUUUUGUUUCUCUGUUUUUGUUCUCCCUUUUCCCUGGUGCAAUCCCACCACAGCAAUCCUUGUACCACAGGCUGCACUCCUGCCAGCUCCCAGCUCGGGGGGGGAUGGCCUUGAGGCAGAAGCACUGCUGAUGACUUCAUGGAAAAGGGGAAAAAAAAAACCCAAGCUACAGCUGGUGGCUGGGUGAUAACCUUUUCCUUUGGUGUUUGGAAUCUGUGGCUGCUCCUUGCAGUGUUGAAACUGGAAAGCAAUACCAUAAUGACUGUGCCAAUUUACUUUUGCCCAACUUUUUUAUUUUUAUUUAUAUAGGAAGUUAAUUUUAAUGUUGAAUUACUGAUCUAUAGUAUGUAACCACGAGAAAAUGGCUUUUGCUUUGGUUACUGUGACAGGUUGUUGCUGUCAGUCUCUCAUUACAAUGCUCAGUUCUAAUGUAACAUUAUCUAACAUGCAGGCAUGUGGAUCAGGGAAAAAUAUGGUAAUUUAACUUAACCCGUUAAUUAUUUCUGUUAAGUAUGAAUAUGUUUUCCCCAAAGCUGGUAAUUUUGGGCUGGAAGAGAUAGUUCAUCAUAUUGCUGAUGAUGCAAUCAAUGGACUGAUUUGAAAUACGAGAAUUGAUUUCUUGAAUUUCCUUUAAUUUUGCAAUUAGGUUUUUUCAAAUAGUCUUAUGUUUUCAGAAAUUUAAAUAUUUCCAAAAGGCUUUUAUGUUCUUUUCCCUGGGGAUGUUGGUUGGAUUUUCUGGUUUGUUUGGGGGGAGUUUUAUUGUGGGCUUUUUUUUUUUUUUUUACUUUAUUUUUUAAUAAGCCUUAUCAUACUUAAACAAAAAGGGAAUUGCAAAACUUGGCUUUAGAGAAGGCCUUCUGAUUUCUCCUCUUAUAUGUUCCCUUGUGAGUUGUGUCAGAAAACCAAACUCUUCCAUUUUCUGUAUCAAAAAAAGUACAAUAUAAACCACUCGAGCAAACUAGCAAAAAGUUACCCUUGAGGUGUGCACUGGGAGUUUCUGCUCUUUCAGUUUCUGGUGUAUUGGAGAGACCUUUCUAGGAAUGUCGCUUUCAGGAACAGGAAUCUCAAACAUUAAAAUUUUCAGCUAAGGAAAUCCAGGUGAUCAGGAGAGUCUGUGUCUCUCCAAGUUUAAGGAGAGGAAUAAGCAUCAGCUUCCUGGCAUUUAGAAAAUGUUUUAAAAUUUUCGUGGGGUUUUUUUAAUACUGAGUAGGUUUUUAAAUGAAAU
Empidonax traillii (willow flycatcher) is the source of this 6169-nucleotide messenger RNA. Its product is annotated as breakpoint cluster region protein. Lineage: Eukaryota; Metazoa; Chordata; Aves; Passeriformes; Tyrannidae. The transcript is spliced from 23 exons. The record is from RefSeq and is a predicted model, not a curated record. Gene Ontology annotation, molecular function: GTPase activator activity; guanyl-nucleotide exchange factor activity. Gene Ontology annotation, biological process: intracellular signal transduction; positive regulation of GTPase activity. The coding region runs from base 229 to 2691 and encodes 820 amino acids. Gene Ontology annotation, cellular component: membrane.